AUGUCGUUGGGGACCUCUCGUACGUCUCGCUCGGCGACGUGCUUUGCUCUAGGCCUUCUCUUCGGCCUCCUCGUCCCCGUACCGGCCUUCGUGCCGCCUUCUGGUGCAGGAAGGCUGGCCUCGGCACACGGGCACAGAGGGCAUGCGGGUACCCGGGCAGACACGCGAGUUUUCUUGCUACGGCCUCGGCCUGAAGGAGAGACAGACGCGGAGACGGGAGCAUACGAGCGCUUGCAGCAGAUGUACGAGAACGACGGGUCGACCGACUACAUCUUCGCGAACAACCGCGCGUGGGUGGAGGAGCGCCUGGCCCAAGACCCGGACACCUUCAAGAGGCUCGCCAACUCUCAGAAGCCAAGAUACAUGUACAUCGGCUGCAGCGACAGCCGUGUACCCGCCCAGAACAUGAUGGGUCUCAAUACCGGCGAGCUCUUCGUCGUUCGCAACGUGGCAAACCUGUGCGUGAACACGGACCACAGCCUGCUGGCGGCCCUGGCGUACGCUGUCAACGUUCUCGAGGUCACUGACAUCAUCGUGUGCGGGCACUACGGCUGUGGUGGCGUCCGUGCGGCAAUGGAGAACAUCGACCACGGGCUUCUGGAGCACUGGCUGCUGAACAUUCGAAACGUGGUCCGCCUCCACAACGAAGAGCUCCAGGGCAUUUCGGACAUGGACGAGAAAAGCAGGAGGCUGGUGGAACUGAACGUGCAGGAAUCGUGCAUCAACCUGUUCGCGAACCCAAUCGUGCAGAAGAAGCAGGCCACUCACUCCAUGCCCAAGAUUCAUGGCUGGGCAUACGAUGUGGGGAACGGACUUCUGAAGGAGCUUGACAUCGACUUCAAGGCGGAGAUCAGGAAGUACCGCGACGUGUACCGGCUGUACGAGUUCCCGCGGCGCCCGCCGUCGCACAACGGAGCCAACGGGUCGAUGGUUCCUCGCAGAAGAGACCGCCACCGAGUCGUAGAUCCAAAGGUGGCCCAGGGCUGGGCCAAGAACACCCUCAGAGACACCAACAACGUGCCUCAACAAUAGAACUCCGUGCCAGGUGUAGGAGCCCGCUCGGUUGUCAGUCAUUGAGCGGCGUCUAGGGAGUGUACCACGGCGGAAGAAUCUGCUAAGGUGUUUAGAAGCGAAUGAAGAAGUGAGAGACGGAUACAAAUAUAGAAGCGCAAGACCCCUUGUCGCCGACUCUAGCGGCAAGCCUUGCUUUGCGUAGGUUAGCGUUACUUUGCCAAGGUUAGGUUUUAGCCACGCUUAGCUUCUAGAAGCGUCGCGUCCGAGCAGUCAGAAAUACUACAAUAGAAGUAGAUUUCAACCUGAAGGGAUCGACUGCAUAGAGAGUCUCCGGCUCAUGAGCUCAGGCCUCUGGUACGGUCGGCCUUCAAAUCGCUCUGGACGCUUACGCUAUUUCAAGGACGUGAAAUGUGGGGGCACUGCAAUACGUAUCUCGACAGCCUGACGAGUUCCGCGGACAAUAGCU
Molecule: messenger RNA, 1480 nt
Organism: Ectocarpus siliculosus
Lineage: Eukaryota; Phaeophyceae; Ectocarpales; Ectocarpaceae
Source: the annotation of a GenBank genome assembly